AUGGCGGGCGAGAUGCAGCUCCUCACAAAGUUUGAGUCGAAGUCUUCUCGCGCGAAAGGAAUCGCAUUCCACCCCAACCCCAACCGUCCAUGGAUUCUGACCUCCCUCCAUAACGGCACAAUCCAACUAUGGGACUACCGCAUGGGCACCCUGCUCGACCGGUUCGAGGAACACGAUGGUCCCGUUCGUGGAAUUGCGUUUCACCCGACGAAGGAGAUGUUCGUCUCCGGUGGUGACGACUACAAAAUCAAAGUCUGGAACUACAAGACCCGGAAGUGCUUGUUUACCCUGAACGGACAUCUGGAUUACGUCCGUACCGUCUUCUUCCACCACGAAUACCCCUGGAUCCUCUCCGCCUCCGACGACCAAACAAUCCGUAUCUGGAACUGGCAGUCCAGAACCUGUAUCGCCAUCCUCACUGGCCACAACCACUACGUCAUGUGUGCCCAAUUCCACCCCAAGGAAGACCUCAUCGUGUCCGCUUCCCUCGACCAAACGGUCCGCGUAUGGGAUAUCUCGAACCUGCGCAAGAAAAGCGCGGUCGCGCCGCAGACGAUGACGUUUGAGGAACAGAUGGCGAGGGCGAAUAGUGCUGCUGCGGGCGCUGGUGGUGAUUUAUUCGGGAACCAGGAUGCGGUUUGUAGGUUCGUGCUUGAUGGGCACGAUCGUGGUGUUAACUGGGUUUCGUUCCAUCCGACUUUGCCGCUGAUUGUUUCGGCCGGUGAUGAUCGUCUCGUUAAGCUCUGGCGUAUGUCGGAGACGAAGGCGUGGGAGGUCGACACUUGUCGUGGACACUUCCACAAUGCUUGUGCUGCCUUGUUCCACCCGCGUCAGGAACUGCUGUUGUCGUGUGGUGAGGAUAAGACGCUUCGUGUUUGGAACCUCAACACCCGCUCUUCCGUCGCCUCUUUCAGGCGCGAGAAUGACCGUUUCUGGGUUGUUGUUGCGCACCCGGAGAUUAACCUCUUCGCGGCUGGACACGACAGCGGUGUCAUGGUCUUCAAGCUCGAGCGUGAGAGGCCGGCGUGUUCGGUGCACGCCAACUCCCUGUUCUGGGUUACCAAGGACAAGUAUGUCAGGUCCUACGACAUGACCUCCAACACCACCUCCCAAAACCUCGUUUCCCUCCGUAAACUCGGAAACGCUUGGACCCAACCUCGCACCCUCUCAUACAACCCUGCCGAAAGGUCGGUGUUGGUUACGUCGUCCGUCGAUAACGGUGUUUUCGUCUUGGCGAAUUUGCCGAGGGAUGGCAGUGGGAGUGAGGAGACGGAAUUUGUAAGAGGGUCUGGGAAUAGUGCGUUUUGGGUCGCUAGGAACAGGUUUGCAGUUUUCAAUAAGGCUUCGAACACGAUCGAAAUUCGUGAUCUCUCGAAUGCUGUCACAAAGACGAUCAAGCCUACGCAGCCCCUCACCGAUGUCUACUACGGCGGUGCGGGAAUGCUGGUCUUUGCGUUCGCUGCUGGUGUUGGGUUGUACGAUAUCGCUCAAGGCAAGCAAAUCGCGGACUUGCAGACUCCGUUGAUUAAGAAGGUCGUGUGGUCGAAUGAUGGAAGCCAUGUUGCGUUGUUGGGAAAGCAUACCGUUACGAUCGCUACCAAGAAUUUGGAGCAGGUUUCUAGCUUGCACGAGACGAUUAGGAUUAAGAGUGCGACGUGGGAUGAUACGGGUGUGUUGUUGUACAGUACCCUCAACCAUAUCAAGUACACCUUGCUCAACGGAGACAACGGUAUCAUUCGGACGCUUGAGCAGCCGAUGUAUUUGGUCAAGGUUAAGGGAAAGAACGUCUUCUGCCUUGACAGGUCGGCAAAGACGGUUAUCUACUCGAUUGACCCGACUGAGUACCGUUUCAAGCUCGCGCUCGUCAAGAGGAAUUAUGAGGAGAUGCUUCAUAUCAUCCGUACUUCGAACUUGGUGGGACAGAGUAUCAUUUCGUAUCUGCAGAAGAAGGGAUACCCCGAGAUCGCGCUUCAAUUCGUUCAGGACCCUCAGACGCGAUUUGCGCUUGCGCUUGAGUGCGGAAACUUGGAUAUCGCGCUCGAAGAGGCGAAGACGCUGGAUAGGCCUGAGGUGUGGACAAAGCUUGGUGAGGAGGCGUUGAGGCAGGGAAACCACCAGGUUGUGGAGAUGACGUAUCAGAAGCAGAAGGCGUUCGACAAGUUGUCGUUCCUUUACCUCGCGACCGGAAACCAGGAGAAGUUGGGACGGAUGCUCAAGAUUGCUGAACAUCGUGGGGAUUAUAUGUCGCAGUUUCAGAACUCGUUGUUCUUGGGUGACGUCGAGUCUAGGAUUAGGAUGUUGAAGGAGUGUGAUCUUUAUCCGCUUGCUUACAUGACUGCCAAGACUGCUGGACUCGAGGCUGAGGCACAGGAGAUCUUGGAGGCGUGUGGGAUGAGCGAGGAGGAGAUUAAGAUGCCGAAUAAGAUGGGCGGGGCGUUGCAGCCUCCUGCUGUCGUGUCUAAGACUUUCGAGGCAAAUUGGCCGUUGAGGCCGGCGAGUCAGAGCAAGUUUGAGCAGACGUUGUUGAAUCAGGUUGCGAACAUGAGCCUCGAGGAUGCUCCGGCGACUCCGGCGGAGGAGAAGUGGGAUGAUGCGAAUGAGGCUGCGGACUUGAUUGAUGUUGAGGGCGACGAGGAUGAGGAGGGUGGAUGGGAUAUGGGCGAUGAUGAUAUUGUUAUGGAGGCACCCGAGGAGGAACAAGUCGCCGAAGAUGUCGGUCCUGCUCAGCCUGGUACCUCCGAGGCGGAUCUCUGGGUCCGUAACUCGCCGUUGGCGGCUGAUCAUGUCGCUGCCGGUUCAUUUGAGAGCGCGAUGCAGCUCUUGGACAGACAAAUCGGUGCCGUGAACUUUGAGCCCCUCAAGCCCCGUUUCAUGGCGAUCUUUCAGGCUAGUAAGACGUACCUCCCUGCUGGUGCCGGAUUGCCCAGUUUGGAGAACCAUGUCAGGAGGAAUCCGGAUGAGACUGAUUCUCGGAAGAUCCUGCCCGUCAUUCCUAGGGAUUUGAGCGCGGUUGCGACGGAUGAGUUGCAGGAGGCUUACAAGCUCGUCAAGGCUAACAAUAUCGGUGAGGCUGUGACGUUGUUCCGUACGAUUCUGCAUACCCUUCUCUUGACUGCCGUUUCUUCUCAGUCUGAGGCGGAGGAACUCACUCAGCUUGUCGAAGUCUGCAAGGAAUAUAUUCUCGGUCUCUCCAUCGAGCUUACCCGAAGAGAAAUCGGAACGGAUGCUGAGCAGUUGAAGAGGAACUUGGAGUUGGCGGCAUACUUCACCCGUGCGAAAUUGCAGCCUGCGCAUAAGCAGUUGGCGUUGCGUUCCGCGAUGAACUCUGCGUACAAGGCCAAGAACUUUGAUUCUGCCGCCAAGUUCGCACACUCGUUCGAGGAAUUGGUGAACGGUGGCGGAGGCAAAGCGCUCGAGCAAGCACGUAUGAUCAUCCAAGCCGGAGACCGCAACCCCCGCGACGCCGUCGAGAUCGAUUUCGACCACUUUGCCGAGUUCGAGGUCUGUGCUGCAUCCAAUACCCCCAUCUACGCGUCAAGUCCGAGCGUGAGGUGUCCGUUUGAUCAGGCGGCGUAUUUGCCGGAGUAUAAGGGGAGCGUGUGUACGAUUUGUCAGGUGUCGGCUGUGGGGCAAAAUGCUACCGGGUUGAGGUAA
Molecule: messenger RNA, 3654 nt
Organism: Saitoella complicata NRRL Y-17804
Lineage: Eukaryota; Fungi; Ascomycota; Saitoellomycetes; Saitoellales; Saitoellaceae
Product: coatomer subunit alpha
Exons: 4
Coding region: 1-3654 (1217 amino acids)
Biological process (GO): intracellular protein transport; retrograde vesicle-mediated transport, Golgi to endoplasmic reticulum; intra-Golgi vesicle-mediated transport
Cellular component (GO): COPI vesicle coat
Molecular function (GO): protein binding; structural molecule activity
Source: RefSeq, a predicted model, not a curated record